This is a messenger RNA of Zophobas morio, 660 nucleotides long. RefSeq names its product serine-arginine protein 55-like. The transcript has a single exon. NCBI's taxonomy places the organism in Eukaryota, Metazoa, Arthropoda, Insecta, Coleoptera, Tenebrionidae. The record is from RefSeq and is a predicted model, not a curated record. The annotation marks the transcript as partial. Gene Ontology annotation, molecular function: RNA binding.
UUUCGUUUAGUCGAAGUCACCUACGCGGACGCCCAUAAACAGCACCGUAACGAGGGCGUCGUCGAGUUCGCCUCGUACUCUGACCUCAAAAACGCCAUUGAAAAGCUCGACGAUACCGAGCUGAACGGUAGGCGCAUCCGCUUGAUCGAGGACAAAAAGCGCAGUAGACGCUCAGGCUCGUACAGCAGCCGUAGUCGCUCCCGCAGUAGAUCCCAGAGACGGUCCAGGUCCCGAAACCGCUCGAGACGAAGUUCCAGAUCCAAGAGCAAGUCGAGGUCUGCCAGCCCCAAACAAAACAGUAAAUCCCGAUCCAGAUCCAACUCGCGGAAGAAGUCGGUCGACCGCUCGAGAAGUAACUCGAGGAAGAAGUCGGUCGAUAGAUCUAGAUCGAGAUCUAGGUCGCAGAAGAGAUCCAAGUCGAGGGAGGCUUCGAAGGAGCGCUCCCGGUCGAGAUCGCGUUCGCCGAGCAAAGAACGCAGCAAGUCGAGGAGUCGGUCCGGAUCGCCCAACUAACCAGAUAGCCCCACCUUCAUUAAGUAAACAUUCAAGUUGUAGUAAAAGUUUGUAGUUUUAGCCUUAUAUUUUAGCAUUUAUAACCAGAUAUAUUUUAUAUUUUUUUGUUUAAUAUGUAAUAAAUUAGCUUGGUUCGUACGCGUUAAU